UGUUACUUCAACGAAGAAAACGUUGCUCGGACCUGAAAAGUAGCCCAAGUUUUUUUGUAGUAUGUUGGUGCCGCAUCUGUUGUGGUCCACGUGUACGGAGCUUGACGGGGACAACUGCUACUACCCCUCCUCGGGCCACUAUCUGGUCAUUGACGUAACCGAUCUCACCUUGUGGAAUCCGAUCAUUCGAAGGGUGGAGGUGUGGGAAGAGCAGGCAGAGGAAGAGAGAGAAGAGACGAGCGGAGAAAAGGUGCAAAAGGAAGAAGAGAAGAGCUCCGAAACCAGAUCUGACGAUCCCGACUACAAUGAGUCAGAGGAGGCCGAGUCGAAAGAAAGUCGGUCGGACGAAUCAGGUGGCCCCAACGAGUCGAGCAAGGAAGAGGACGAGGCACUGACACAGAGGAGGAGAGAAAGGGCAAAAGGAAAACGGCCAAUGGAGGAAUCGAACGAACCAACAGCGUGGCUGUUACAAGGCGAUCCGGUGCGCAACCCCGAGCUGCCACCGGAGGAACCUGAGGGAGAUGGUGUCUCCACGGCAGAGGGAUCCGGAAGCAGACGCCGUAGAAGAAGUCCUUCAUCGACUCAAUCCUCUCCACCACCGUGGCCCACCUUCGUCGGAGCAACCGGAAUUCGUCGGAGCGGAGAGCAGAGGACAGGAGAAGAGAGGAGAGGAGCGGAGAGGAGAGAAGAUAGGAGCGGAGAAGACUGGAGAGGAGCGGAGAUAGGAGAGGAGAAGACUGGAAAGGAGGAGUCCGACAGGCGAAACGCGAAGAGGAGGAGAUUACCGGCCGGCGUUCCGCGUCGUCCGGCGUGGACUGCAAGGCGCGGGCGGGAAGAACUUAGAGUGAAAAUUCAUAACCCGCUGCUUCUCAGAUCCAGCUAGUACGCGAAGAUUCUGAAGAUGGCGGGCUCACAGUUACUCUCGGCCCUCCUUCUUGUCUCUUUCAUCCUUCCUGCUCUUUGUCAGAUCUCAUCUUCCCUGCCUGCUCCGGGUUCUGCCGCUUCUGAGGUCUUGAACCCAUCAGCUUCUGCUUCAUCGCCAAGUCCCGAUCCGACUGUGGCCCCUGCUAUCGUGUCAGGAUCGACGGUUCCCCCGAUAUCGAUGGGAACAACUGCGGAUGACCAAGGCUUACAAUCUAGCGCGACUCCGUCGGCUCCGUCGAGCACGGGUAUGUCUUCGGCUUCGACAAGUGCCCCAGACUGCAGCGCUGCGACAAUAGAUGCCCAGCACGCAGUGUGUAUCAAGGUAAACCAUACCUGCACCCCUGAGUGCAAAGCCGCUUUGGACAAAGUGAAGACCUGUACGGGUAGUGGGGCCGUCGAGAAGAUGAAGGAAGCAUGCCGGAGCGGAGCAUCUUCUGUUUCGGCCAGUUUGAUCAUUGCCGCAAUUUUCGCUAUUAUCGCCACGGCAGUUGCUUAUCGGCUAUAGACUAUAGACUAUAGUCUAUAGCCGCUUAGCCGCUUAUCGGCUAUAGACUAACGGGCGAGCUUGACCCUCUAGAAGUAUUACCCUAAUAGAGGUGCAUUUUGCCAUUUUCUCCAUAACCGUCGUUUUUGGAUUGGAAGUUUGAUUCCCUUCGUCUUCGUCAUCGACAGCAUGUUGCAAGCAGCUCUUCGACUCUUGGAUGCGCCUGGUGGAUUGUGGUUUAGGGUACAGAGAGAGAGAGAGAGAGAGAGAGAGAGAGAGAGAGAGAGAGAGAGAGAGAGAGAGAGAGAGGAGGUGGCAUCGUAGGUAGCGCGUGUUGAGAAAUAGAAGAGGUGGGAAAGGAUUGAGGGCAGGCGCUUUCUCCCUGUUGAAGUAAAGGGAGGCUUCAUAAGUUUUGUUCUUCCUUAUUGGAUUGGCCGUUAAAUAAGGUGCUCUUACCGUAUUACUGUAUUACGGGCACGGGUUGCCACGACAUGACACGUCUAUUUUGCGUGUUGGACGUCUAUGCAUCGUAUUACUGUAUUACGGGCACGGGUUGGCACGACAUGACACGUCUAUUUUGCGUGUUGGACGUCUAUGCAUCAUGAUUAUUCUUAUCGUUUCCUGUGCUGAAGUAAAGGGAGGCUUGAUAC
Molecule: messenger RNA, 2058 nt
Organism: Chara braunii
Lineage: Eukaryota; Viridiplantae; Streptophyta; Charophyceae; Charales; Characeae
Source: the annotation of a GenBank genome assembly